Molecule: messenger RNA, 1629 nt
Organism: Sesamum indicum (sesame)
Lineage: Eukaryota; Viridiplantae; Streptophyta; Magnoliopsida; Lamiales; Pedaliaceae
Product: two-component response regulator ARR14-like
Biological process (GO): cytokinin-activated signaling pathway; phosphorelay signal transduction system
Molecular function (GO): DNA binding
Source: RefSeq, a predicted model, not a curated record
CUCAAUACACUCAUCGCAAACUUCCUUACAGCGUUUUCGUUUUCUCAAUCCGUAUACGCUCAUUCUAUAAACAUGGUGUGGGAAUUUGGAAACAACGUUAACGUUUGGGGAGAUGUUAGGAGCUCAUCAGCCCCUCCAGUGGCUUCAUAUCAUCAUGCAAUGAUGCAUGAAAUUCAUGUCUUGCUUGUGGAUCAUGAAUCUGACGGCUUAGUUAACACUGUCAAACUGCUCGAACUGUGUCAGUACAGAGUAACUUUUGUCGAACUUGCUUCCGCUGCAAUAUCAAUGCUGCUAAGCGGAAAGACGAGAUUCGAUGUUGUAAUGGCAAACAUCAACUCUCCUGAUCUGCACGGCUUCAAAUUACUCCAACAUGCUGUCAGCUUGGGCUUACCAGUUGUUUUGAUGUCGGCUGAUGACAACACAUUCAUGGCCAUGAGGGCUCUGGAAAAUGGUGCAUUUCUCUAUAUCAAGAAACCGGCAACAAUGGAGAUGUUGAGGUGCCUAUGGCAACAUGUGCUAAGGGAGAAGACAAGGAUGAUAAGAGAGAGGGACAUAUUGGUGGGUGCCAAUCACGGCCAGGGAUCGCGAGGUCUUGAUGUUAAGGGAGUGGCAAUCAAUCACAGGACGGUAGAAAACCCUAAUGACAUCAUUGAAGGAAUGGUUGGGAUGCGGAACAAAGGCAAGUCCAAGAAGAAGUAUCGAGGAAUAAGAAUUGGUGUGGACGAGGAUGAAGAAUAUGAGUCCGAGAAUCAUAUGAUGAUGGGCGGGGACAAUAAUGUCAAGAGAAAAAUGUGCACAGAGUGGACUCUGGAACUCCAUGAAAAAUUUAUGGAUGCUGUUGAAGAAUUGGGCGAGGGAAGAUGUUUCCCCAAAGAGAUCUUAGAGAUAAUGAAUGUGCCGGGUUUGACAAGAAUGCAAGUUGCGAGCCAUCUUCAGAAAUGCCGUAACGACAACUGGCGAUCUCCUGAGGAGCGGAAGGCAUUCCAAGCCGCUCAUAACGGGUCUUCGAGUUCCGUAGGGCCUCAACCCAAGCCGAGAAGAUUCGGGUCGAAGCCCCAAUUGGGUAGGACCGUUCCAAAUCAGGUCCAGCAAGAGACUCGGGGAGCACAGCCAAGCCCCGAAACCCUUUCAGAAGCUGGAAUGUCACAGGGUGUGGGCGUUGUACCAGUCAUGGCUAACAAUACCAAUCAGCAGCAGUAUGGAACACCUGUGCCCGACCCAAAUGUGGAUUCCCUGAUCCAGAACUAUCCGGGUAUGCAGCAAGGAUCCGGGAUGAACAACCCGAACCCUGACCCAGAAACAUAUCAUACUAACCCGGUUUACCAAGAGCAGAAGUGUGGUGGUGGGGCAAGUGCGGAUAGGAAGAGGAGCAACUGGAGUUCGGAGACGUCAAACUUUGAGAGUGAUGAUUCAGAGAGCAGAGGCCAUCAUGAUGAGUAGUUGUUUAGGACUGGAUAUCCCAAAAACUUCAAUAAAUUAUAUGUAUGCAGAGCAGUGCACCCUGCAUAUAUACCCCCAAUUUCAAUAAUUGCACAACUAUUUGCUACUUUUGGUAUUGGUUGAAACUUUGAUGACGUGGUAUUUUCUUUUUUUAUUAUUAUUAUUAUCUUUAAUUAUGGAAGUGUUUUU